UCUAAUCCACAUGGAUAGACAGUAGUACAUAAUUGUUUUGUGCAGACUGUUAUAUAGACUGCAGUAGCUAUAUAUGUUUUCCGAGAAAUUAUCGGCCAGUUUGCUUGUUUGGGCUGAUUUUAUGGGAUCACUCGCAUUUAAACGUUAUAACAGGUGCACAUGAAGGUCCACGCCGCGCGAUGCAGGCAUCAAGUCGAGUCCAUUCGGAGGGGUUCAGGUCCUGCUUCUUUGGUACAAAAGCUAUGAAGAAAAGUGCACUAUUCCCCGUACACAGGACCGCUCUUCGGUAAAGGAGCCCCCUUUUCAAAGAGGACCAUAAGCAUAUAUUCAAGCUCAUUUACGGAUCUGUAUUACUUUCUAAUCGAAUGCUUACAGACUCAGGACCAGCUGCACAAUGGGCCCUGGACCCCUGAUAUUGUCAGUAUUGAUGCUGGGUGUGGCUGUGGGCAUGGCCAAGUGUGAGGAUGAUGAUGAUGAGUACACCUGGCCACGGAACGCCAUGCCAGUGCUGCGGGACAAGCAGACGGUGGUCCUGGCACGGCCCACGUUCACGGCGGAGGCCGGGAGAGACCCACGCAGCAUGUGUGGGAUCGAGUGCCAGAGUCGGAUCCCUGAGCCUAGCAUGGUGGAUCUGGAGGAGCUGCUGUCCUACGAGACCGUGAAUGAGAGUGGUGCCCGUACGCUAACCGAGGUGUCCCUGCAGGGCCUGGCAGGGGUACGUGCCAACCACGGCUACAACGCCUCCACCCCCGCUCCUCGCAGGAAGCGGCAGGUGUAUGGCACCGACAGCCGCUUUGUGAUCGCCGACAAGCAGUUCACCACCAACUACCCCUUCUCCACCACCGUCAAGGUCUCCACCGGCUGCUCCGGCAUCCUGCUCUCCCCGAGGCACGUGCUCACGGCCGCCCACUGCAUCCACGACGGCCGGGACUACCUGAAAGGGGCCCAGAGGCUGCGCGUGGGAAUGCUCAAGCUGAGAUCGAGGCGCGGGGCGGGCAGGCGAGGGGGGCGAGGGAGAGGAGGGAAGAGGAAGGGAGGAGACGGGGAAGAUGGGGGAGGCGAGAGGCCGAGGGGGAAGAAGAGGCGCGGUCGGCGCAGCGCCGAAGCCAUGCAGCCCUCGUUCCGAUGGACGCGGGUGAAGCAGAUGCGGAUUCCCAAAGGCUGGUUCGGGAACGUAUCCCAGGAGUUGGCCGUGGAUUACGACUAUGCCCUGCUGGAUCUGAAGCGCCCACAGAAGCAGAAGUUCAUGGAUCUGGGCAUCAUCCCGUCCGUGAAGAACCUGCCCGCCAGACGCAUCCAUUUCUCCGGCUUCGACGACGACCGACCGGAGCAGCUGGUGUACCGGUUCUGCACGGUGUCGGACGAGUCCAGUGACCUGCUGUACCAGUACUGCGACGCCCGGCCCGGCUCUGCUGGCUCGGGAGUCUACGUCCGCCUGAAGGAGCCAGGAAAGAAGAAGUGGAAGAGGAAGAUCAUCGCGGUGUUCUCGGGUCACAAGUGGGUGGACGUGAAAGGAGAACAGCGGGAUUACAAUGUGGCAGUGAGGAUCACGCCGGCAAAAUACGCCCAGGUCUGCCACUGGAUUCACGGUGACUCCAGCCUGUGCCGUGAGCUCUGAUGAAGCCUCAGGCCCAAGCAGCUGCAGCCAUACUGCGCGUUACCCCCCACGUUUGGCUUUAAAAUGAUGUUCAACAGUGUUUUUCAAACCCAGUCCUCAGGGGCCCCCAGACAGUUCAUAUUUUUGCUCCCUCCCAACUCCCACCCAACAUACCUGAACCAAGCAAUCAAGUUCACCAAAUACCUAGUACAAGUGUGUUGAGAACUGGGAGGAAGCGAAAAUGUGGACUGUCUGGGGGCCCCUGAGGACUGGGUUUGAAAAACACUGAUGCAAAAAGAUCAUUUUCCCUUAACAUUCAUUGCACACAAGUGCUUUGGGAGAUUUCUGUUGAUUUAAAAAUUGUACAAACGAUAUCAGAAGACUUUAAAAUGCGUAUAUAUGGUCAGCGUUUUAAUUUAUUUAAGUAAAUGCAAAUAUAUAAUUAGAAUAAAUUUCUCAAAAGGCAAUAGUCGGUGCUGAUUGUAAACAUUAGGAUGGAUUUAAAGAUGUGUGAAAUUAGCUAAAUAGGAGACGUCACUGGAAGCUCCCCACUGCUUCAGAGGACAGUGAUGUCCAUGCAUUUCCAUAGAACUUAUUUUAUCUAGUUUUAUUUACUACCAGAAAGUAUUUAACUGGGUGUAACAGUAGGUAGAUGCUUUCGUAAAUGAUUUUAAACCUUUAUUUCAAAUUGCCAUAAAAUUACGAACAACUGACAAUCAUCCUAAGAACAGUUAAGAACAGUUUGAUUCAUUUUGAUGAGACUGAAUGGAUAUUUUUUUCUCCAUUAAUGUUGCUUAUGAUCCAUUUAUAUUUGAAUGAAAUGUCUUCUUUUCAUUAAAGCCUACAGUUUGUUUUUGAUACGUAUAUUCUUCAUUUUACAUUUAAACAUAAAACGUUGUUCUACCUUUGGUCCGUACCUAGUGUUUCAGCUGCUGUAUUAAGUGGCCAUUUUGGUGCUAAAUUUAUUUGAAGUUCUAGGUGUUUUGUUUGUCUCUGUAUUGAAUGCUAAUGUUGUUUUCCAGGAUUUAUAUUAUUUAAUAUACAUCAAAAGUAGCUGCAUUAAAAAUAACUGUGUACUAAAGAC
Molecule: messenger RNA, 2681 nt
Organism: Brienomyrus brachyistius
Lineage: Eukaryota; Metazoa; Chordata; Actinopteri; Osteoglossiformes; Mormyridae
Product: inactive serine protease 35-like
Exons: 3
Coding region: 395-1618 (407 amino acids)
Biological process (GO): proteolysis
Molecular function (GO): serine-type endopeptidase activity
Source: RefSeq, a predicted model, not a curated record